AAUUAAUAUACCUGUCUUAGCCCUAUUAUACUAGUGUUUGCAUAUUAACCUUUAUACUUAUACUACUUUGUGAUUUCCUUCUCAAGUAUAACAGAGGAAGAUUAUUUAAAUUAGUAAUGUUUAGAACAGUUAUAGCGCUUGUGUAAUAAUCACACUUUCUUUUUCUCUCUCUUUUCUAUGCGUGUCUAUCUUUAUAUCCAAGUCACACUCUCUAUCCCUAUGUAAUGUGUCUCUUGAUGGAAAAUUUUCUGUUUUCUUUCAUAUAAUUGGGAGCUUUAUAUUGAUAUACUGAUAACAUUUAUACUGAUAUUGAUGACGUUUAUAUUAAAAACGCUGACUUUCUAUUUCGAAAUACGCGGACUAAGGGCUCAGUUGAAAUUAGUGUGAUAAAACUUUCCUCACUUGUUAUUGCUUAAAAAGACAACUGUCGCAUAAGCCAAGUAUCAAUAUUUAGUUGUUUUAUUUCUGUUUCUUUCUGUUUUGUUUUGCUUCUUUUUUUUUAUCUUAAACUUUUCCAUCAAAGAGACGAGACAACGAAAGAAUGAAUGUACAUGAAUGAUUCCUUCUCACGUAGGCGCUCACGAAACGGGCUUAUAAAGGUAGAUUAUCUGGGACGCAUUUGAAGUUGGAUCCAGAAAAGUCUGACAAGUUUGCUGCUCCAGAAUGCAUGUCCACAAAAGAUUGGCAUUUUGCUGGCUGUAUCUUCAAGUGAUCUUUGCCUCUGUGCUUUCUGAUGUAUGGAAGGCAGAGGUUGUUUCUGAAAUUGAGGCACUGGUCACUUCUUGUGUUGUGAUACCCUGCAAAUUCCAAUACCCUGGCACCCAACUUCCGGACUCACGAGUGAGAGGAAUCUGGCACAAACAGAAAAAUCAGAGAGAAAUCAUCUAUCACGAAGAUUCAACAAAUGUUGUAGAGAAUUUCAAGGGGCGCACAAAACUGCUUGGCAGUUUGGGUCAGAAAAACUGUACCUUGGAGAUAGAUGACAUUAGAAAUCAUGACAACGGCCCUUUCUGUUUCAGGGCUGAAAUCCCAACUAUAGACAAAUAUUCUUUUGAAGAAAAAUGUGUCAGCCUCUCAAUGUUGUCAAAUCCCAGAGAACCAGUGCUGGAACAAAAGAAAAUGUACUUUGUGGAGGGACAACAUGCCCUCUUCAAAUGUUCUGUGAGGCACACUUGCCCCUCCCACCCCCCCAAACUCACUUGGAGCCGUUCAGAAGGUGAGGUCCAUUAUAGCCACAAUAAAAUUCAUGAAGGCACUUGGCAGGUGGAGGCUCUUCUGUCCUUCACAACAAAAGAGCAGGACCAUAACACAGAAAUCAGAUGCAAAGCUGUUUUUCAUGGAAACAAGGAGACUGAAUCUAAAUUCGAGAUGUUUGUUAAAGAAAAACCAAAUAUCCUUCACUUCAUUAUUCCAGUCAUAUCUGUGGUUGGAGCUAUCAUUUUUUUUGUAGUGAUGGGUUUCUUUGUGAUCAAGAAGUACAAGAGACAGAUUCAAGAGCUCCAAUCUAGAAAUGAGAAUGGAUUAUGGAGUCGCAUCUCUAGAGUGUCCAGAAGAUUCAGAAACCACAGGAGGCCGGAGACUGGCAUGGAUGUUGUCAAUAAAUCAAACAACUGUAUGGACACUAUGUCUGGAAUGACUGGAUUCUCAAAACCUCACUUUCCAUCUCCAAAGAGUGAGCAAAAAAAUUACAACAGAUCAGAGGUCACAUGUUCAGCAAACUAUGAUGAUGAUUACACCAACACAGCUGAUCUCAACGUAUAUGGCAACCUGUAAUGGCGUAGAGACAACCAUUCCAUCAAUGUUGUAUGUUGCUUCUGUCUUAUUUUGUGUUAGUUUACUGGUGUCAUGUCACAUUUCAUUCAUAGUAUAAUCAUGUUCAAAAGGCUGAAAUAUGAAAGUAAUAUCUCCCCACACAAAUUUUUUUUAUAAAGAAACAACAAAUGUAAAUGAAAGCAAUGUAAAUGAUCAUGAAAAUGCAAGCAAAUGUGUGGUAUUCAUUAGUAGCAGUAUUAGUAAAGAAUAUUUUAAAAAUGGGCUUAUCAUGUUAAUAGGGUGUCAGUGUAUCUAUUACAUAACAUUGAAUAUUUUUUUCUGCGCAUUUUUUUCCAGUUCAAUAUCCCACACUCACCCACACACAUAUACUCUCUCUC
Molecule: messenger RNA, 2150 nt
Organism: Electrophorus electricus (electric eel)
Lineage: Eukaryota; Metazoa; Chordata; Actinopteri; Gymnotiformes; Gymnotidae
Source: RefSeq, a predicted model, not a curated record